Entelurus aequoreus (snake pipefish) is the source of this 1707-nucleotide messenger RNA. RefSeq lists its product as uncharacterized. The transcript has 11 exons. The coding region runs from base 11 to 1669 and encodes 552 amino acids. The record is from RefSeq and is a predicted model, not a curated record. NCBI's taxonomy places the organism in Eukaryota, Metazoa, Chordata, Actinopteri, Syngnathiformes, Syngnathidae.
GACGUGUUUUAUGCCACUUCUUUUUCUGUCUCAUUCUGUCCACCACACUUUUAACGUUGUGCGUGAGUGCACAAAGCAAACAUCAGCUGUCAAUCAAACAGCGGGACGACGUCAUCACAGCAGGGGGAAGGUGGAACGAGGCAGGAGAGAAGGAAAGAAGGAGGAAGUGACAUCUUCAUCAUCAUCGCCAUGGAGACGGCGUGACUCAGAGGAGGAAAUGUUUUCCAGAGAAUCCAGCAUGUUUCUCCUCUUCAUCAGGGCCUCGCUUCUUACUCUCCUCCUCCUCCUCUUCCUCCCCCUGGCCCGUUGCGUUGCCUUGACGACAAGCCCCCGCAGGCUCGCGUGCGGACAGGAGGUCCCGAACGCUCUCCUCCGAAACUUGUGGACGCAAAGUCGACUCCUCAUCCAAAGACUUCCUGAAGAAAGACGGCGGUCCAAAAGUUGGCGGCUGCUUCCAAAUUUCUGCACCGGCUGUCCUCAGUGUGUGAUUGGCUGGCUGGAGGUGAGGCAGAUGAUUGACAUCUACCAGCACAGAGUCUUCAACACAGACCUCAUCUCCAGGCUCCUCCCACUGCACUACCUUGACCUCCUGGACCGACUGCAACACACUCUGAUGCACUGUGUUCCUCCCGGCCCACCGUCAAAGUGGAUGAGUGCUAUCAAGAAUGUGGACAAACAACUUCAAAGGGUCAGUUUUGCAUUAGCUGAUAACCUGCUUCUUCGCUCACGGAUGCUAAUGCUAAUGUGCAUGUUUCAUGGGAUCAAUGAGCUCACAGGUAUCAAACUCAAGGCCCGGGGGCCAGAUCUAAAAAUCCGUCUACGCCUGGGCCCAAGGGAAAAAACAACUCAUAGCCAUAGCACACAUCCCUCUUACAUGAGUCAAACAUCAAAGACCACAAAGGACAUUAAAGACAUUAAAAGAGCAGAGCUGAUGCAACCAGCCACUUCUACAAGGAAGAGGAGGAAGGAAGGCGUGAUGAAGGCCGUGACAGAGUUCACCUUCAUCCUAACGUGGAUCAAUGAGCUCAUGCACCGGGUCCACCCGUCUUCAUCGUCUUCGUCCUGUCAGCUUUUUCAGAAUCCUGAAAAGUCGUCGCUCGUCUUCUCUCAGAACCUGCAAGCCGCCAUGUCUCCACAACGCCUGUGUCUACUCAUCCUGAUGGGAACGAUGGGUGUGUUUGCCAAUCACACGGGACAGCAUCCCGACAUCAGGCGAACACUUGAGUCCAUUUCUGACGUGUUGGAGCUGAGGAAGAAAGACAUCGCCGGCGCGCCUCCUUUCAUGGGCAUCAUCAGGACCAUCAACACCUGCCAGAGCCACGAGGUCCUACAGCUGCUGAACGCCACACUGUCCAUGUACGGACGCAUCUUCAACAGCAUCCUGGAGCGCUCGCCCUCCCUGCUGGACCAGGCGCCCCUCGCCAGGCGGGCCCAGCUGAAGCAAGACCUCAUGAAGCUGCAGGGCAAGACCCGGGUGCUCAGGGCACACCUGCAGCACUGCACCGCACCUGGCGCCAGAGAGGCGCUCGACACGCUGAAGACACUCAAGGUGGACGACAUCAAGGUCCAGAAGGCGGCACUGGCCCAGUUCCUGGAGGUCUACAAUACGGCUACUCUGAUUCGCUCACGCAGUCUGACCACGCCCACUGAGGUCCCGCCACUGCCAUGAUUCCUUCCGCCUUGGCUUUGUGUUAAUAUAUUUGUUCU